UCCAAUUUUGCUAGAGUUAAUCCAACUGGUUGCCUACCGGUCGAGUGUUCCUUCGAGUAUCUUCAUCAGCUCAGCACAUCUCAGCGGACAGGAUACUCGCUGUUCAGCGACAGCCACGGUGAUCCACCUAAGCCACUCAGUUUCAGAUUGCUUUGCGGUAUUCGAUCCGCGCAUCACGAUUCGCAAUGGCAGAAUACCCUGUGGCCUACAAUGGGUCGGAAACUGGGACCGGAGGGGACUCCUUGACGGAAGAUCUGAACAUCUACUACAGCUCCGGUGAUAUCGCAUGGGUUAUUGUAUCGACGGCCCUUGUCUUGCUGAUGAUUCCUGGAGUCGGGUUCUUUUAUUCCGGUCUUGCCCGUCGGAAGUCGGCCCUUUCCUUACUAUGGCUAUCGAUAAUGUCUGUCGGAAUAGUCUCCUUUCAAUGGUUCUUCUGGGGCUACUCUCUCGCUUUCUCUCAUACUGCCGGAAAAUAUAUUGGUGACUUGAACAACUUUGGGUUCAAAGGUGUUCUGGGCGCACCGUCUGUUGGCAGCGCCAAGGUCCCAGAUCUCCUGUUUGCUGUCUUCCAGGGCAUGUUCGCAUGUAUUACUGUGGCGCUCGCAGUUGGUGCUGUCGCAGAGCGUGGCCGCAUGCUCCCCUGCAUGGUUUUCAGCUUUGUCUGGUCCACCAUCAUCUACGAUCCGAUUGCAUGCUGGACCUGGAACUCGAGUGGUUGGGUGGCAAACCUUGGUGGUCUUGAUUUUGCGGGUGGUACACCCGUUCACAUUGCCUCUGGUUGCACUGCAUUGGCAUAUUCGUUGAUGCUUGGAAAGCGCCGCGGACACGGCACCCACGAGCUCAACUAUCGCCCGCACAACGUAACACAUGUGGUCAUCGGUACUGUAUUCCUCUGGGUCGGAUGGUUUGGAUUCAAUGCCGGCUCCGCCUUGAGCGCCAACCUCCGUGCCGUCAUGGCAGCCGUGGUGACCAACCUCGCCGCCGCCGUGGGUGGUGUUACCUGGUGUCUUCUGGACUAUCGAUUGGAGAGGAAGUGGUCGACUGUGGGUUUCUGCUCCGGUGUGAUUGCCGGCUUGGUGGCUAUCACCCCCGCGUCGGGCUUUGUCACUCCCUGGGCUUCAUUCAUUUUCGGUGUCGUGGGAGCCGUCGCUUGCAACUAUGCCACGAAACUGAAGUAUGUGAUCAAAGUUGACGAUGCGCUUGACAUCUUCGCGGUCCACGGGAUCGGAGGUCUGGUAGGCAACCUUCUGACUGGACUUUUCGCUGCUGAUUACAUCGCUCACCUUGAUGGUUCUACCACAAUCGCCGGCGGCUGGAUCAACCACAACUACAUCCAGCUAGCUUACCAGCUUGCCGACUCCGUCACCGGAAUGGCAUACUCGUUCUUCGGAAGCUGCAUUCUCCUCUUUAUCAUCAACAUGAUCCCGGGUCUCAGCUUGCGUGCCCCCGAAGAAGACGAGAUCAUGGGCAUUGACGACGCCGAGAUUGGCGAGUUUGCCUAUGACUACGUCGAGAUUACCCGCGAUGUCAUCAGUGCCGCCAACAGUGAGAACGGCGAAGCUGCUUCCAAGCGUAGCUUGACUCCAACCGGCAACGAGACGGCCAUAGAGACCAAGGCUUAGCCGAGCCCUUGCCUACGUUUUGGCCUUGAUACCUUUCUCCACAUUUUUAUUUUCUUUAUACUAAUCAUCGUAUCAUCGUGCAAGGUUGCAGGGUGGUUGUCACCUUGAUAGCCCGCGGAGAUACGUUUGUACAUACUUAUACACCCACUCAUUCUUUCCCAGAUUUCCUUAUUGUCACUUCUUCCCAUUUUGCCUUGCUGAUUGAGAAAGCAGUACAUGCCAAUACUGUCUUGUCUCCGAGG
Messenger RNA from Aspergillus pseudonomiae, 1864 nucleotides. Its product is annotated as ammonium permease MEP2. Gene Ontology annotation, cellular component: plasma membrane. Gene Ontology annotation, biological process: ammonium transmembrane transport. The transcript has 6 exons. Gene Ontology annotation, molecular function: ammonium channel activity. Lineage: Eukaryota; Fungi; Ascomycota; Eurotiomycetes; Eurotiales; Aspergillaceae. The record is from RefSeq and is a predicted model, not a curated record. The coding region runs from base 186 to 1622 and encodes 478 amino acids.